This is a messenger RNA of Rotaria sp. Silwood1, 1872 nucleotides long. The record is from the annotation of a GenBank genome assembly. Lineage: Eukaryota; Metazoa; Rotifera; Eurotatoria; Philodinida; Philodinidae.
AUGUAUUCAUUUCAACAUUUAUUGUUACUCGAAACAUCAACUCAUGAACUUCUUCGUCUGCCUACCGAUGCUACUUUGAAGAGUUUCGAAGAUGAACUCCGUUCAUUACAUGUACGCUCAGCUGUCGGUCAUCUAUGCACAUUGAUCACUCGUGAAUACGAUCUAACUACUCGAAUUCCGUUAAAUGUCUAUCGAACAUCUAUGCGUACAUGGUUCAUUCAUCUACAAUCAUUAGCUAUGGUACAGGGUAAUAAUGAAGAACCGAUGCAAUACAUACUCGAUUUUUUAACCUAUCUACCAGUGUAUGUCGGACAAGCAAGACUUAUUCAAGAAAUCGUACUUGGACCACUCGACGAUGUGUUCUGGAAAAGUGGAGUAAAUGCAGUUAGUGCACGAACAAGAAUAUGGAAAUUGGCAGAUGAAAAGCAAAGGAACAAAUUAGAAAUUUGGGGUCAUACACUUGAUAUCAACGACUGGAAGAACAGCAGUAAAUGGUCUGGACAAGAUUACUCGGUUGAAGACCAAGUAUCGCUUCUUGAGCCAUCAGAGAAUAGAACGACUUCAAGUGAGACCAUUGUUCAAGCUAUUCAUGAUAUGUUAAGAAUCCAUGUUACUUUCUUCACAGACGACACUUAUAUGCCAACAACAAUACCAGCUGCAGCGCCGACUUUAUCCACAACUCAUCAAUCACAUUCAAAUCCAAUUGAAGUCAAGAGCAAUAACGAAAACGGAUCAGCUCAAGCUGCAUUUGAACAUAUCGAAUCGAUUCGUCGAGGCUUUGGUGUCGAUAGUGGUCUCGAUUCGAGUGGUCAAUCGAUUGUCAAUAAUCUCCAAGGAAUGAUCGAACGAAGUUUACAAAAAUUAUCCAACGAUCUCUAUUCGGAACAGGGCCAUUUUGUUUUAGAACUCAUUCAAAAUGCCGAUGACAAUCAAUAUGCGUCUGAUCGUUUGCCAACACUUCGUUUUGUUCUAUCAGAUAAACGAAUUUUAGUUUGUAACAAUGAAAUUGGUUUUCAACCGAAUAAUGUUGCCGCCAUCUGUAACGUGGGUGCAACGACCAAAGGCAAACACAAACAAGGCUAUGCUGGACACAAAGGUAUCGGAUUUAAAUCAGUAUUCAUGGUAUCCAAUCGUCCUGAGAUCCAUUCGGGUGACUAUCAUUUCUGUUUUGAUACUGUUGAUGGUACUCAACAAAUUGGAUAUAUUCGUCCGAUUUGGUUGGAUAAAUGGGGUGAAGAAUUACCGACUGCUAACGAAUGGACAACGUGCAUUUGUUUGCCGAUUCAACGAGGUAGUCGACUUCAAGAAAAUUUUGACAAUAUUCAAGCAAAACUAUUACUCUUUCUCAAUCGUUUACGACGAAUUGAAAUUGUGGGUCAACCGAUAAGCGCUUCAAACAGUGAUCAAAGUCGUAUUUUUACUAGAUUUGAUCAUGCUGAUGGGAAGAUAAUUGAGCUACAAGAAAAGACAGUAAAUGGGACAAUUAUCAAAAAUUUUUGGCUCGUUGUCAAGAAAGUUCUGCAAGUGCCCGAAGAUAUCAAGGAAAAACUACGCGAAGUCAAAUGUGACGUUCAUUCGACGACAAUUGCCAUUGCUUAUCCACUCAGUGGCCUUCAACAGUCGGUUCAACAACUUCCAUCGGCUCAACCUCUCUUCGCUUAUUUACCACUCCGUUCGUAUGGUUUUCGUUUCAUUCUUCAAGCCGAUUUUGAAAUACCUGUCACACGACAAGAAAUUCUUCAUGAUAACAUUUGGAACGAAUGGCUCAAAUCCGAAAUGAUUCAACUUCUUCCUUUGGCCUAUACACAAUUUCAAAAUCUACCCGAUCUUCUCACAUCAUCGUUGCUGAAUCAGAAAUUGGCAGUCCAUUAA